Williopsis jadinii is the source of this 572-nucleotide messenger RNA. It is a transcript of the gene CNL1, whose product is annotated as Cnl1p. Gene Ontology annotation, biological process: endosome organization. The coding region runs from base 139 to 477 and encodes 112 amino acids. Gene Ontology annotation, cellular component: BLOC-1 complex. The record is from RefSeq and is a predicted model, not a curated record. The transcript has a single exon. NCBI's taxonomy places the organism in Eukaryota, Fungi, Ascomycota, Saccharomycetes, Phaffomycetales, Wickerhamomycetaceae.
GGUGUACAAAUAUUGGUGUGCGGGUGUACAUGGUCUUGGGGAAGGCCACCGUACGUUUGCAUAAUCGUGUAACAACAACACAGUCAGAGGUGGUGGCCAAGGGGCCGUUUGCCGUUGGACAAGGCGAAGGCUGUUGCAAUGGACGAUACCACUGUUUCACGCUCGUCAUCCGAGUCCGAGUCCGAGGAGCUCCAGCUGACAGACCCACUCGGCAUCAAACAGCUCUCGCUGACGUUUGACUAUCUGAUGUACAAGAUCAAAGACCGUGUCGAUGGCAUUGGCGAAGAGUGCCAACGGUACGUGGAGGUACAGGAGCAACAGGUUGACGAGCAGUUGGAGGCCGUGCAACUGGCGAUCGACUCGCUGAAGAGGGUCAUCGGCCAGUGCGACGAGAUCGCAGCGGAGUUCCAGAUGGUUGAGCAGAUAGCGCUGAUAGUACGGGACUUCACCGAUAGGCUGGACAAGCUGGACAUUUGACCGUUAUACGGUAAUAGUUAUAUGAUUAUUAUAGAUGCGUGCUUUAAUUAUUAUAUAAUCUGCGUUUCCAACUAUGAAGGCCCAGGGACCACGGC